AGCGCCGGGUUAUGGUGGCACCGGGCUGAGCGCCGGGACGCGCCGAGGCGGCAGCGGGGGCCGAGCCCGGAGCCAUGGAGGGGCCCGGCCAGGAGGCCUACGAGGAGGGGAUGAGGAGGACCCUGGACCCCAAAGGCUACGAGGACCCCGGCCUAAAGAGCUCCCAGCUGUCCCUGGGCGAGAUGAGCACUGUGUCAGUGACCGAUGUGGACCCGGAGGCAGCAGGGAGCAGGAGGCUCCUGUCCCAGCAGGACACCCAUGAGGGAUACGUGGAGCUGCACGAGCUGGUCCUGGACAAUGCAAAGGACUUGUGCUGGAUGGAGGCCGGCCACUGGCUCAAGCUGGAGGAGGACUUCCAGGAAUCGGGGGACUGGAGCCAGCCCCAUCUCUCCUUCCUGACCUACCACAGCCUCCUGGAGAUCCGCCGGGCUUUGAACAAAGGUGCCAUUCUCCUCAACGUGGAGGCCAACUCGCUGCCGGCCAUCGUCCACAUCCUCCUGGACCAGCUGAUCUACGAGGGGCAGAUGAAGCCGCAGGACCGGGACGAUGUCAUGAGGACGCUGCUCCUGCGCCACAGCCACCCCACCGAGGAUGAGUCGGUGUGGACGAUGCCACCGGCGCUGGUGCAGCGCUCGGGCACCACCCGGGCCGACGUGGAGCGGCCACUUCUGCGGGAGCAGCGGCCCAUGGAGAUGAGCAGGAUGGCAGGGAAGGAGCAGAGCGGGGUCCCCAGACCCCAACUCCUGGAGAUAAUCCCAGAGGGUGCCGAGGCCACCCUGGUCCUUGUGGGCUGUGCAGCCUUCCUGGAGCAGCCAAUGCUGGCCUUUGUGCGCCUGAAGGACGCAGUGACACUGGACGGUGUCCUCGACGUGUCCAUCCCCGUCCGCUUCCUCGUCGUGGUCCUGGGGCCCGACACCCCCCAGAUCAGCUACCACGAGAUCGGCCGCGCCAUCGCCACCAUGAUGUCCGAGAGGGUGUUUCGCCGGGACGCCUACCUGGCCGAGGCGCGGCAGGAGCUGGUGCGGGGCGUGGAGGAUUUCCUGGAUGCCAGCAUUGUCCUGCCGCCCACCGAGGCCCCCAACGAGCAGCUGCUCCGCGCCCUGGUCCCGCUGCAGCGGGAGCUGCUCCGACGGCGCUACCAACCCCUCGAGAGACUGCACAUCGGGGACUUCCUGAAAGAUCUGGGGCCGGACAAGGCGGCGGCUGCAGAGGACGAUGACCCCCUGCGCAGGACAGGGCGGCCUUUUGGGGGGCUGGUGCGGGACAUCCGCCGCCGGUACCCCAAAUAUCUCAGCGACAUCAAGGACGCCCUCAACCCCCAGUGCCUGGCCGCCGUCAUCUUCAUCUACUUCGCGGCGCUGUCACCCGCUAUCACCUUCGGAGGCUUGCUGGGUGAGAAGACCAAGGGGAUGAUGGGGGUGUCGGAGCUGCUCAUCUCCACCUGUGUGCAGUGCGUGCUCUUCAGCCUCCUCAGCGCCCAACCCCUCCUCGUCGUCGGCUUCUCGGGACCCCUCCUCGUCUUUGAGGAAGCCUUUUACUCGUUCUGCAGCAACAACGGCUUGGAAUACAUCGUGGGACGGGUCUGGAUCGGCUUCUGGCUGAUCCUGCUGGUGCUGGUGGUGGUGGCCUGCGAGGGCAGCUUCCUGGUGCGCUACCUGUCCCGCUACACCCAGGAGAUCUUCUCCUUCCUCAUCUCCCUCAUCUUCAUCUUUGAGACCUUCUCCAAGCUGGUCACGAUUUUCAAGCAUCACCCGCUGCAGCGGGAGUACCACGUGAAGCCUAAAUUCCAGCCCGGGGUGCCGGAGCCCAACACGGCGCUACUGUCCCUCGUCCUCAUGGCUGGCACCUUCUUCCUGGCCUACUUCCUCCGUGUGUUCAAGAACAGCUCCUUCCUGCCUGGCAAGGUCCGGCGCUUGAUCGGGGACUUUGGGGUGCCCAUUUCCAUCUUCAUCAUGGCACUGGCUGACUUCUUCAUCCGCGACACCUACACCCAGAAACUCAGCGUCCCCAAAGGGCUGCAGGUCACCAACGCGACUGCCCGGGGCUGGUUUAUCCACCCCAUGGGGGCCAAUGCCCGGUUCCCCAUCUGGAUGAUGUUUGCCUCCGUGAUUCCCGCCCUUCUGGUCUUCAUCCUCAUCUUCCUCGAGACACAGAUCACCACCCUCAUCGUCAGCAAGCCUGAGAGGAAACUGGUGAAGGGCACCGGCUUCCACCUGGACCUGCUGCUGAUUGUGGCCAUGGGGGGGCUGGCAGCCCUUUUUGGGAUGCCCUGGCUCAGUGCCACCACCGUCCGCACCAUCACCCACGCCAACGCCCUCACCAUCAUGAGCAAGACCUCUGCUCCGGGCGAGAAAUCCCAGAUCCUGGAGGUCAAGGAGCAGCGCAUCAGCGGCCUCUUGGUGGCUGUGCUCAUUGGCGUCUCCAUCCUGAUGGAGCCCAUCCUGAAGUACAUCCCUCUGGCCGUGCUCUUCGGCAUCUUCCUCUACAUGGGGGUCACCUCCCUCUUUGGCAUCCAGCUCUUCGACCGCAUCCUGCUCCUGCUGAAGCCCCCCAAGUACCACCCUGACGAGCCCUACGUCACCCGGGUGAAGACUUGGAGGAUGCACCUCUUCACCUUCACCCAGAUCAUCUUCCUCGUGGUGCUGUGGGUGGUGAAAUCCACCCCGGCCUCGCUGGCGCUGCCCUUUGUCCUCAUCCUCACCGUGCCCCUGCGGCGCUUCCUGCUCCCCAGGAUCUUCCAGGACAUCGAGCUCAAAUGUCUGGACGCAGAUGACGCCGUGGUGACCUUUGAAGAGGCAGAGGGGACAGAUGUGUACAACGAGGUGCAGAUGCCCAGUUAAGGGCCUGCCCCCAGCCCCCCGAUGCCCCCCCAGCCCCGCUUCCAUCUCCACUGCUGCCAUUCUGGGGCCAUCGGGCUACCAAGAAGGACUGGGGACACAAUCCCCACCUGCCCACCCUUGGGAAUGGAGCUUUUUUUUUUUUUGUUUUUCCCUUUUUUUUGGUCUGUUUUAAAAAGCAUUUUGGAUGAUGUGAUCUCACCCCCACUUUGCUGCCUGCUGGCGAAGGGGCUGCCUGGGCUGGCUGGGCCCCCCACGAGCCACCCUCCACCCGUGGCAAGGUGGGAUGUGUCACUGUCCCCAAGGCCACCACCAGGCACCCAGCAUGGGAAGGAGCUGGAGGAAGACCCCAGAGCCUGGAGGGAGGAGGAGGAAUGCAGGGACAGAGAUACAGCAGGAUGGGGUCCUCCCCUCUGCCCUCCCCCUCCCCGGGGAGCCCCCCCAGCCCAGCCCCUCUCCCCAGAUGAACUUUGAACAAGCUGGGACAGACCCUUCACCCCGUGGAGCCCUUUUCCCAUUUUCUCCAUCGCUUGCUCCACGGGAUGGUCUCAGCUGCUGUGCUGCACUCCCAGCACGUCCCGGAGUCAGGAUGCAAACAGUCCAGCAAGGGGGGGUCUAUACACUUACAAUGAAAACAAUCACGCUUAAAAACCACAGAAAAAUACUUAAAAUUAUGCUGGUGCUUCUGCAGGUAGAAUUCAUUUAGAGCCAAGCAAAAAUUAACAAAAAAAAAAAAAAA
This is a messenger RNA of Vidua chalybeata, 3576 nucleotides long. RefSeq names its product solute carrier family 4 member 1 (Diego blood group) (gene SLC4A1). The transcript is spliced from 19 exons. Gene Ontology annotation, cellular component: plasma membrane; basolateral plasma membrane. The coding region runs from base 75 to 2840 and encodes 921 amino acids. Gene Ontology annotation, molecular function: monoatomic anion transmembrane transporter activity; solute:inorganic anion antiporter activity; bicarbonate transmembrane transporter activity. Lineage: Eukaryota; Metazoa; Chordata; Aves; Passeriformes; Viduidae. Gene Ontology annotation, biological process: regulation of intracellular pH; bicarbonate transport; monoatomic anion transport. The record is from RefSeq and is a predicted model, not a curated record.